Rubroshorea leprosula is the source of this 892-nucleotide messenger RNA. The record is from the annotation of a GenBank genome assembly. Lineage: Eukaryota; Viridiplantae; Streptophyta; Magnoliopsida; Malvales; Dipterocarpaceae.
GUUUUGGGGAAAACCCAACUUCAUCAUUGUUGUUAGGUCUGCUAUCCUAACGAUGUUUCACAAUUUUCAAGCACACCAUCAUCCUAAUCCUGUCCUCAAGUGGCCGCCUCCCUAACUUCCCCGCACUAGCAUUUGAAAAUUUUGCAAUUGCAGUCGCAGCCUAUGAAACAAAGUCAUGUGUAUCUCCUCCUCCACUUCUGCACCUCUUAUUUAACUCAGUUCAUAUGUAACACAUACAGAUGCAGCCCUCAAAUAUGGAGAUGCAAGCUAUGGACAGGACCAGGACCCAUCAACCAUGUGCUGCUUGCAGGACACUGCGCCGGAGAUGUGACGAAAAUUGUAUACUUGGACCGUAUUUUCCGAGUGAUGAGAUCGAGAAAUUUGCCAGCGUGCAUAAGAUCUUUGGAGCUAGCAAUGUUAUCAAGAUGAUUCAGAUGGUGGAGGAGACAAAGAGGGAGGACACGGUGAAGGCUUUAGUCUAUGAAGCAACAGCAAGGCUCAGGGACCCUGUGUAUGGUACCACCAGAACCAUUUUCCACUUGCAGAAAAUGGCGGAGGAACUGAAAACUCAAUUAGAUUCAACCAGGGCCAAAGUUUUUGAGUUGCAGCAACAAAAAGAUGAGAUACUGGGCGUUCUAUACCACACACAUGAUCCAUUGUAUUACGAUGCCAGUUUGCAAUUGAAUUAUGAUACUGUUACGAACAUGCUUUACAUCGACAGCUAAACUUCUUACUGUAUUUGAUUUUGUUUCAUGAAAAAUGGUUAACAUCAAAUCUUCUUUUAUAGAAGAUUUGACUUUAGUGUUUUAUUAGCUUUAAAAUUAUGAUUUUUUUUUUUCCAAAAAUAAAUGUAAUUGGAGCACCGUACAUGAAAUAAAUUGCGUUUUUUUAC